This is a messenger RNA of Dromaius novaehollandiae (emu), 2636 nucleotides long. It is a transcript of the gene PDIA4, whose product is annotated as protein disulfide isomerase family A member 4. Gene Ontology annotation, cellular component: endoplasmic reticulum lumen; endoplasmic reticulum; cell surface. Lineage: Eukaryota; Metazoa; Chordata; Aves; Casuariiformes; Dromaiidae. The coding region runs from base 337 to 2274 and encodes 645 amino acids. The transcript is spliced from 10 exons. The record is from RefSeq and is a predicted model, not a curated record. Gene Ontology annotation, biological process: response to endoplasmic reticulum stress; protein folding. Gene Ontology annotation, molecular function: protein disulfide isomerase activity.
AGCAAGCGUCUAAUUUUAUGCACAGAGGCGCACCGCCCCUGCUGCUCUGCCUUUUGCGCCGCCGUGGAGCUGCUCGGGGCGCGGGGGCUCGGCGGGCGCGCGCGCGCGCAAGGCAGCGGGGCGGGAAGCGCUGCGUUCGAGCCCUUUUGUUGGCGCGCGCCCGGGGCAUUCGCGCGGCUGUAAGCGGCUCCUAGCAGCGCGCGCGGGGAUUGGCCGCCGCGCGAGGUCUCGUUGCGCCGCCACGACCAAUCAAGGAGCGCCGCGGGCGGGGCGGGAGGAGCGCCGGACCGGGCCGCGGGGAGCGGAGGCGAGGCGGCUGGGGGUGGCGGCGGCGGGAUGAGGCUGAGCAGGGUCUGGCUGCUGGUGCUGCUGCUGGGGCUGGCCCAGCUGGCCAUCCUGGCGCGCUGCGAGACGGCAGCCGAGGAGGACGGCGGAGAAUCUGUUACAAAUGAAGAUGAUGACGACGAUGAAGAUGAUGACGACGAUGAAGAUGAUGAUGGUGAUUCUGAAGUUAAAGAAGAAAAUGGUGUAUUAGUCUUAAAUGAUGCAAACUUUGACACCUUCACUGCAGACAAGGAGACUGUGCUGCUGGAGUUCUAUGCACCAUGGUGCGGACAUUGCAAGCAGUUUGCUCCCGAAUAUGAAAAGAUAGCCAAAACUCUGAAGGAAAAUGACCCUCCUAUUCCAGUUGCCAAAAUUGAUGCUACUGCAGCCACUUCACUAGCAAGUCGUUUUGAUGUUAGUGGCUACCCAACCAUCAAAAUUCUGAAGAAAGGCCAACCAGUUGACUACGAUGGCUCUCGGACGGAAGAUGCUAUUGUGGCUAAAGUCAAGGAAGUUUCUGACCCCGACUGGACUCCUCCACCAGAAGCUACCCUAGUAUUGACCCAGGAUAAUUUUGAUGAAGUGGUGAAUAGUGCUGACAUAAUUCUGGUGGAGUUCUAUGCCCCAUGGUGUGGACACUGCAAAAGGCUUGCUCCAGAAUAUGAGAAGGCUGCCCAGGAGCUCAGCAAACGCACACCUCCUAUUCCCCUGGCUAAAGUUGAUGCCACUGCUGAAACCGAGGUUGCUAAGAAAUAUGAUGUUACUGGCUAUCCAACUCUGAAAAUCUUCCGCAAGGGCAAACCUUAUGACUACAAUGGUCCACGAGAAAAAUAUGGUAUUGUUGAUUACAUGAUUGAACAGGCUGGUCCUCCAUCCAAACAGAUUCAGGCUACCAAACAGGUACAGGAAUUUCUGAAAGAUGGGGAUGAUGUCAUCAUCAUUGGUGUUUUUAGUGGAGAGACGGACAAAAAGUAUCAGCUGUAUCAGGAAGCAGCUAACGGUUUAAGAGAAGAUUACAAGUUCCAUCACACCUUCAGCAAUGAGAUUGCAAAAUUAUUGCAAGCAUCUCCUGGAAAACUGGUUGUCAUGCAGCCGGAAAAGUUUCAGUCAAAGCAUGAGCCGAAGAUGCAUGUUUUGGAUCUUGAAGACUCUACAGAUGGAUCAGAGAUUAAAGAGCAUGUGCUAAAACAUGCCUUGCCUCUAGUUGGUCAUCGCAAGCCUUCCAAUGAGGCUAAGAGAUACACUAAGCGUCCUCUAGUGGUUGUCUAUUAUACUGUAGACUUUGGUUUUGAUUAUCGUGUUGCUACCCAGUACUGGAGAGGCAAAGUUCUGGAAGUGGCCAAAGACUUCCCUGAAUAUGUUUUUGCUAUUUCUGAUGAGGAAGAUUAUUCUUCUGAAAUAAAAGACUUGGGCCUGAUUGAGAGUGGAGAGGAUGUCAAUGUGGCAAUCCUGGACGAAGGUGGCAAGAAGUAUGCUAUGGAGCCAGAAGAGUUUGACUCUGAUGUACUCAGGCAGUUUGUGCUGGCAUUCAAAAAAGGAAAACUGAAGCCUAUUGUGAAGUCCCAGCCAGUGCCAAAAAAUAACAAAGGGCCUGUAAAAGUGGUAGUGGGUAAAACGUUUGAUACCAUAGUAAUGGAUCCAAAUAAUGAUGUUCUCAUAGAGUUCUAUGCCCCGUGGUGUGGACACUGCAAGAAACUAGAACCUGUGUAUAUUGAGCUAGGCAAAAAAUACAGAAAUGAGAAAAAUCUAGUCAUAGCCAAGAUGGAUGCUACUGCCAAUGAUGUGACAAGUGACCGCUACAAAGUGGAGGGAUUCCCCACUAUCUACUUUGCUCCGAGGGACAAGAAGAACAACCCUGUUAAAUUUGAAGGGGACAGAGAUUUAGAGCAUUUGAGCAAAUUUAUAGAGGAGCAUGUGACAAAACUCUCCAGAACAAAAGAAGAGCUCUAGAUAAGUUGAGGGUGGUGAAGAAAGAAUUGUUUGUAUGUUGUAGUUAAAGCAAGUUACUGACAAAACUUGUUGAGAGAAGAAUUCGGCAGUUUGAGCAAGGAGAUUAUUGAGCAGUAAAGCAAUUACAGUAUCUUUUUUUUGUAUUGCAGAAAAGUUUAUUCUGGACACUGAACUUCUCUCUGACAUCAAUGUCUUACAUUAGUUAUGAUUUCAAUCUUUGGAGAAAAAUACAUCCUUUAUUUUUUGUGACUAUCUUGAGCUUGAUUCUUUGAUUCCAAUGCAGCUCUUUUUCAACUUAAGUUUUAUCAAAAAGAGAAGGGGAGGGGGAAAUCCCUCUGCCAAACAAGUUUCUUUUUGUCUUA